Molecule: messenger RNA, 508 nt
Organism: Polistes dominula (European paper wasp)
Lineage: Eukaryota; Metazoa; Arthropoda; Insecta; Hymenoptera; Vespidae
Source: RefSeq, a predicted model, not a curated record
AUUAUAAAAGUUAUAUUCWAAAUAUUACAAAAGGCAAAGGCUUUGAUUUUGUAGUUGCAAACUAUUCCAUCUUAGACAAUAUGGUAGAUUGUUUAGAUAUUGUUAAAACUUUAAAACAUUUAGUAAUGAUUUACGAUUGUAAAGGGCCUAGUUACAAUCCGAUACCACUAUCUAAUUUUAUACAAUCCCUAAGUAUAUACGACUACUGUUUACAAGACCUUAUUAAGUUGCCAGCGAAAAUUAAGAGAGAAGCAGCAGAUCUGGUGAGAACAGCUCUUAAAAUGGGCAGUUUAAAACCAAUUAUAUCACGAAGACUUUUUCUUCAAGGAGCAACAGAAGAAAGAAACAUUAAUGCUUGUGAACGUUAUGGAAAAAUUUUAGUCAACUUGCAAGAAGAUAAAACACUUUCCAAUUUCAUUCCUUAAUUUUGGUUCCAUAGCAAUAAAUGCUACCUCGUCAUAAAUGAUUAUAAUAUCUUUGGCAAAGUACUAAUCGAAUGAAUGAUCGA